AGAAGAAGAAGAAGAUUGAGUGCGAUAUCUCUUCACACAGAACGUCUUUGACCAAGCCAUCAACAACGAAUGCUUUGGGGGAGAAGUGAGAGCAGUGACCGCUAGCUGCAUGUCAGCGAGAUAGAGAAGAGCUAGGAAGGGUAAUAUCUAAAGGGGGGUUGUGUACAGGGAUUUGGGCUGUAACAUUAUCUCUAGCUAUAUAGAUCCAAAAUAACGAUUGUAGCUAGCUACGACGAAUACGAGGGGACCACCACUCAACAGUGUAGCUAGCUAACGUUACCACGAUCUCCCGCAUUUUGAGCGAUCACCGUGUCUUCCAAUACGAUGGGGAACACUGCUACUGCCAAGAAAGGCAACGAGCUUGAGAGCGGUGAGUUGGGAUGGUCGCUGAGCAUUAUCAAUACUGCUAACGUUAGCAUGCUAACAUUUGCUAAUGUAAUGUUGACAUUUGCAAUAUUUUAUGGAGAACAGUUUUUUGACAAUCGGGAGUGUGCACAAGCUCACUUAUCCCUGAUGUUGUGCACAUUUACAUUAAUUACACCCUCCCCUACACAUUUUGCGAUGCAGGGUAUAGUAAUUAGUUUGUGAAUUAAUCCUAGGUAGCUAGCUAGCGACAAAUGAAUGUGUAGCUAAAUCAAAGAUGGUUUAGUAACUAUGUGGCUAAAUUGUUACAACCUGAUCCAGAUGCCUAUCUAGCUGCUAACAUUAUAGCUAGUUAGUAAGUUAGCUAGUGUGGGACGUUUUUAGCCCGUUCUCUAUUAUGUUGUCAGUGGCAACCUUUUUCGGGGCAGGGACUCACUUGGAUGGCUACUGUUAGUUAGCAACCAACGAACUAGUUCGCUAACGUUAUCUAGACAUGGGUAAUGUGAACUAUGUAACAACAAUGUUGCUAACUAGCUAUAUAGUUAUUACCGGGCAACCAAAACGCAAUUAUCAUGCAAGAUAAGAUUGUAGCUACCUAACGAUACCGGGGGAUUAGCUGGGAAAAGGCCUAACCAUAGCCUCUAUAUUGGUAUCUAGACAGAAUAGGUUGCUAGCUAGGUAGAUAGCUAGCUAUCGAGUUGUAUUGAAUGCCAUUCUGCUGUCAGGAGCUACCUAGGUAAGGUCAAUGAGAGCUAGUUUCAUGUCAGCGUUAGCUAACGUUAGCCACCACCAGGCCCGUGAGACAUCACCAAGCCAGAGUAAUGUUUAAUGCCAGCUACUGUAGCAGUAACGUUAGCUUUAUAGCCAGUCAGCUAAAGUCUUGACCAUUUGACGGAUGGCGGUCUCACGUUCUUAUUGAGUAGUUAUGAAGGCCUGUUGUUUUGCUAUUGCAUUUGUAGGUUCCAGAGAGCUGUUUUAGCUAAUUUGUAAUCUUACUAGCUAAAGUAAAGAUAUGAUUUAUUAGCAACCAGAAGUUCACUGCACUCCAAUGCUGCAAAUAUAAACGGUAUACUUUUUAUUUAUUUAUUACAUGUUAGAUUAACCACACUAAGGAUAAGUAGUUUGAGGAUAAGUAGUUGUUUUCAGUGAUCAGGCUCUGCCUCUACCUCCACAUCUCAGUCUUGAGGUGCUACAUAUAUACAGCUUUCCCUCUACCCCCUUGCGCACAGCUAAACAGUGACCAAAUAUGGUGAAGAAAUGACAAAUGCCCUCUUCCCAUUCAUAAAACCAGGCCCGUAAUACAACCUCCCCAAGUGAUUUAUCUCACAAGUAUUUUUUGUCUUUGUUUAAUCUUAGUGAUGUGAAGGUCCACACAGACACAGAUACACACAUACACAGCACAGUUUGUCAUUGACUGGAAGGGCUUGUCAUCAGACCUUCGUCAGAGGAUAAGGGGUAUUACAAGCUUUGACGCAACUAGCCCUGGGGUUGUAUUAAUUGGUAAUGGUACGCUUAUGACGUACGUAUGCUGUUAAUCAAUGCACAGCAUACUGUGAUAAAACUUAAAUGUUUCCCCAUGAAGGCCUAUACAGUCAGGAAUAUGGAGACAUUGGUUUGUGUACAGAUCUACAUUUGUGUGGAUUGCAUGCAGCAAAGUAAUCUCACGCAAGUGAGUCCAGGAAAUGUGACUGACUUCCAUCCACUUCACUUUUUGUAGACUAAAAUGUAUGGUCAUAUUUUAACAUGAAACAUAUUUAUAAUAGGUAGCACUUUAAUGCAUCUGGGUUGUUUAAAAGCUUUGUCACUUUAUGAUGCUGUUAAUCUGCUCAUAUGAGAUUUAUUGAACUGUUGGAAGAGACCAGGCAGAGGCACAUGAACCUGGCCAGCCUCUGGUAUCUUCCCAGUUUCAGGAAUCAACCAAUGUUCUUUGAUCUGAUCAGUGCAACCAAAGCCUGCACUGUGCUGUCUGUUUUCCUGCUAGUGUUGACAUGACAUGAGCCCCAGUCUCCCAAGCUUCUAGUGUUAAACCUGUCUAAGCUGAUACAGUUCCCUGAGCUGCUGCUGCUGCUACAGAUUUGUCUGGCCUGUUGCUGUUCACAGAGCCAGCAACCUGGUUCCUGAUAAUAGCCAAUGUGUGUGUUGCGCUAGCCUGCUAACCACCUCAGCACCUUUGACUCAUUGUCUUGGCUCUUGGGAGAUGUCAAAACACUCCCAGUUUGGCAGGUGCAUGCUGAAUAGGCUAAUUCUGAUACUGAAUUCUGAGGCUUGUUUUCACUGUUCCAUGUCACAGCCUUCCAUAUUUUUAAAUAUGUUAGCCUCACAUUUUCAAUGGAAAAUCAUUACAUUAGCCAACCAUGUUCUUGAAAUAUUAGCUUAGUGGUGCUCAUCUAUAAAAACUGUUCUGUACUACUGUACUCAGGUGUACGUUCUACUAUACAAUACUGGACUUGGUGUAACAGAUGUGAUCGCGGGCCUCCCGAGUGGCGCAGCGGUCUAAGGCACUGCAUCGCAGUGCUUGAGGAGUCACUACAGACCCGGUUUCGAUCCCAGGCUGUGUCGCCGCGACCGGGAGACCCAUGAGGCGGCGCACAAUUGGCCCAGCGCCGUCCGGGUUAGGGGAGGGUUUGGCCGGCUGGGAUAUCUUUGUCCCUUCACGCUCUAGCGACUCCUUGUGGCGGGCCUGGCACAUGCACGCUGACUUCGGUCGCCAGUUUCCUCCGACACGUUGGUGCAGCUGGUUUCCGGGUUAAGCGAGCAGUGUGUCAAGAGGCUCUCGACCUUCGCCUCUCCUGAGUCCGUACGGGAGUUGAAGCGAUGGGACAAGACUGUAACUACCAAUUUGGAUAUCACGAAAUUGGGGAGAAAAAGGGGUAAAAAUAAAUAAAUACAGAUUUUAUCGUACUUCUUAACUCUUGUGUUGUGUAAUAAAUAAAUAAAUAAUUUCUAGACAACGAUCCCAGUUGAUUGUUGUUUAUUCCUGUGACAAUAGACAAAGGACAGCACAUCAGAUGUGCAUAGCUUGAUGAUGUUGAUGGCUGCAGAUUUUAGCAUGGAAACAACUGUGUAUUAGCUGGGAGCUAAUGCGACCAUUACAUUUUAUAACAUGCUAGCUAAAUCACUUGUACAGCAAUAACAUGCAUACAAAAGCACAUCACUGGAAGCCCCCAAUAUCUAACGGGUACUGUACACGUGUGUGUGUGUGUGUGUGUGUGUGUGUGUGUGUAUAUAUACAUCAGGAAAUGUACAUAGUGAACCCGUACAAAUUGUACAUUCGUAAAUAGAAUACAUUAUUUCACAACGUGACCUACCUCUUGCAUGAAUUAUCAGACUGGGAAGAAUUUACGUUCGCGAUCUCCCCCUAUCUGCAAGCCUAGCCAAUGACAUUACACCUUAUUGACAUCUGACUUGAACCAACCGGUUAGAAUACAUAAACAUUAAAUACACAUUUCUGCAGUGGUAAGUGGAAACAUAACCGUUACAUUAGCCUAGGUUGGAUUCACAUUCUGUACAGUAAACCAUAACCAGCUCUGGUGCCUUGUCAAAAAUGUAAACAUUUACAUUAGCUACGUGGUCGUAUAUUGUCUUCUUGAAUGUCAUACAAUACAGUAGGGCAGGGAUGAUACCAGUAUCGCGAUACUCCGUAGCAUCGUGGCAAGGAAACAAAACAUGAAGUGGAUGUACUUCUUUAGGGAAACAGCCCUAAUGUUGAAAAUUAACAUACUUAUGUUGUCAUCCAGAAUCACAUGGACAGUGGGGAGAACAAGUAUUUGAUACACUGCCGAUUUUGCAGGUUUUCCUACUUACAAAGCAUGUAGAGGUCUGUAAUUUUUAUCAUAGGUACACUUCAACUGUGAGAGAUGGAAUCUAAAACAAAAAUCUAGAAAAUCACAUUGUAUGAUUUUUAAGUAAUUAAUUUGCAUUUUAUUGCAUGACAUAAGUAUUUGAUACAUCAGAAAAGCAGAACUUAAUAUUUGGUACAGAAACCUUUGUUUGCAAUUACAGAGAUCAUACGUUUCCUGUAGAUCUUGACCAGGUUUGCACACACUGCAGCAGGGAUUUUGGCCCACUCCUCCAUACAGACCUUCUCCAGAUCCUUCAGGUUUCGGGGCUGUCGCUGGGCAAUACAGACUUACAGCUCCCUCCAAAGAUUUUCUAUUGGGUUCAGGUCUGGAGACUGGCUAGGCCACUCCAGGACCUUGAGAUGCUUCUUACAGAGCCACUCCUUAGUUGCCCUGGCUGUGUGUUUUGGGUCGUUGUCAUGCUGGAAGACCCAGCUUCGACCCAUCUUCAAUGCUCUUACUGAGGGAAGGAGGUUGUUGGCCAAGAUCUCGCGAUACAUGGCCCCAUCCAUCCUCCCCUCAAUACGGUGCACUCGUCCUGUCCCCUUUGCAGAAAAGCAUCCCCAAAGAAUGAUGUUUCCACCUCCAUGCUUCACGGUUGGGAUGGUGUUCUUGGGGUUGUACUCAUCCUUCUUCUUCCUCCAAACACGGCGAGUGGAGUUUAGACCAAAAAGCUCAAUUUUUGUCUCAUCAGACCACAUGACCUUCUCCCAUUCCUCCUCUGGAUCAUCCAGAUGGUCAUUGGCAAACUUCAGACGGGCCUGGGCAUGCGCUGGCUUGAGCAGGUGGACCUUGCGUGCGCUGCAGGAUUUUAAUCCAUGACGGCGUAGUGUGUUACUAAUGGUUUUCUUUGAGACUGUGGUCCCAGCUCUCUUCAGGUCAUUGACCAGGUCCUGCCGUGUAGUUCUGGGCUGAUCCCUCACCUUCCUCAUGAUCAUUGAUGCCCCACGAGGUGAGAUCUUGCAUGGAGCCCCAGACCGAGGGUGAUUGACCAUCAUCUUGAACUUCUUCCAUUUUCUAAUAAUUGCGCCAAAAGUUGUUGUCUUCUCACCAAGCUGCUUGCCUAUUGUCCUAUAGCCCAUCCCAGCCUUGUGCAGGUCUACAAUUUUAUGCCUAUUGUCCUUACACAGCUCUCUGGUCUUGGCCAUUGUGGAGAGGUUGGAGUCUGUUUUGAGUGUGUGGACAGGUGUCUUUUAUACAGGUAACGAGUUCAAACAGGUGCAGUUAAUACAGGUAAUGAGUGGAGAACAGGAGGGCUUCUUAAAGAAAAACUAACAGGUCUGUGAGAACCGAAAUUCUUACUGGUUGGUAGGUGAUCAAAUACUUAUGUCUUGCAAUAAAAUGCAAAUUAAUUACUUAAAAAUCAUACAAUGUGAUUUUCUGAAUUUUUGUUUUAGAUUCCGUCUCUCACAGUUGAAGUGUACCUAUGAUAAAAAUUACAGACCUCUACAUGCUUUGUAAGUAGGAAACACUGCCGAUUUUGCAGGUUAUCAAAUACUUGUUCUCCCCACUGUGUUUAUUUUCCAAGCUGUAGCACACAAUCUUUUACAUACAGCAGGUUUUUUAAGUACCAAAGAGUUUGGUCUGCUUUGGGUUUUCAUUUUUGCCAUGGAACAAAUAUUGUGAUACUGGUAUUGUUCAGGCCAUACAGUAUAGUCUACUUGUCAGGCCAGGGUAAUGUGGGAUAUUUAGGGGUUCAACACACAGAGUAGCCUAUAUAAAAAUAACUUCACAUUGAUUGAAGCAUUCUGUGUACUACAGUAGAUCUUUGUAUUUGUACAGAAUUUUCCAUACGAUCCUAGUCACGUAAUUUUGUCAUGUAUGUUGUGACUUUUUCAUACCCACAGGAGUCCGUUUAAUAACCUUUCUUAUUACAGUCUUGUGUUUUUCUGUGUCAAACUAAAUCACAGGAUUAGAAUGACAACUCUCUCUCUUACUGUCUCUUUCCUUCGCUGUCAACUUCUGUUGUUCUUCACUGCAUAUGGUCCAUGUUUGUUGAUCUGAUAUACUUGUUAGUACAUAAAUCUAUCUCUCUCUGUCUUUCUUCCACAUCAUCCCAUCCAUGUGGGUGAUUGUUCCUGCAAAUCCUUGGGUGAUCUAUAGAGACUUUUGGUAUGCCCAUUCUUCCACUAGAUGCCCAAAAUGACAGAAGUCCGAAGUUCUGAACCUUGCAUGCAUUGAUUCUAUUGUAAAUGAACCCAAUCUUGGCUUGUAGUAGAGGUUCACUAUAUGCUUCGAUCUAUGUUCUGCCAAAACCAUUACCUAAACCUGUAUGUUUUUGUCAUCUGCAUUCUGUCAUUCUGGAUAUCUGCUAUGUUUUUCCAUGUAUGUUGGUUUGUCCUUGCUCGUCAAAAACAAUGCUGCGAGUGUCAAAGCCUUUCCCUGAACAGUAUUAGGCCCUAAUGCACAGUCAGUGCAGAAAGAAAGUGAUGCUCAAGAGCUCUUCAUGCUUCAUGAGAGACCAGUCUCUCCUCCUGUCUUAGUGAAUUCUUACAUCCCCCUCUCCAUUUAAAAAAGAGAAACAUGACAUAGUGCUCUUGGCAUCACUUCUUACUUAGACUGCCUGUCUUGGUUGGUGUGUGUGUGUUUUUUGUAUCAUUAGAAACAGAACUGUUUUGUUGUUGCGUUUCCCUUUACUCCGUACAUGUAUUUUGUGGAUGUUCAAUGCAGAUGGGCAUUUGGUUAGUUAGACCUUACCUGUCUUUGUCGCCAUUAAGUCCCACUUCAUACUGAUUUUGUCACUAUUGAUCCCCAGCACUGUUCUAGAAUUCCCACAUAAGGUUCCAUUAAGAUUUCCUUUGUACUUUGUUGCCCGCUCCAUGCAAUCCAAAGUCAUUAAAUAGGAAUCAAUCAUUAUGCAUUGACCGACAAUUCCUUCCGGUGGGCUAAUUGUGCCUGUGUUUCUACCUUUCUUCCAUACAGUGAAAGAGUUUCUAGCCAAAGCCAAAGAAGACUUCUUACGGAAAUGGGAAUGUCCACCACAGGUGAGAUGUUUUCAGUGCUCAGAGGCCUUGCCUGGAGCUACAAAUCCAGGGUUUGGGGACUCUUUCUCAUUUACUUUUUCUGCUAUUCCUCACAUUCUAUCUCUUGGCCUUCUCAACCGUAUUGGGGGAGAAGGUCCAAGGUCCUUCACCAAUGUGUUUUGAGAGUGGAUGUGAAGAAUAUCUAAGUUGAACUGAGUAAAAGCCUUGGACUGCUGCUGUGGUCUAUCCAUUAGGUAGGCCUAAUCCACUUCCUAUGAUUUGUGUUACCCAUUCCAGAGCACGACGGGCCUAGAUGACUUUGACAGGCUAAAGACCCUGGGUACAGGCUCAUUCGGAAGAGUCAUGCUGGUCAAACAUAAAGGAACAGAGCAGUUCUUCGCCAUGAAAAUACUGGACAAACAAAAGGUGGGUGCCCAGUGGAAAAUAGCUGGCCUUUUGUAACAUAUUGCAGGAUGGGUAACUCAUGUAUAUUUGCGCAGACUUGGCAAUUUAUCACCUUGCUACGGGAAGAGGAUGAAGAGAUGCUAUUUUAGGGGAUAAAAGGGGGCAACAAGUGCAAAGCCGUGGUCGAGUGGGUAACAUUCCCGGCAGCAAGCACAUGUAUGCAUCCCUAAUGAAAACCAGGGUUCAAUCUCUGUCUCCCCCCUUCCACCUAUGUCUCCCUCAGUGGAGGCUGCAGAGGGGAGGACAGCUCAUAAUAAUGGCUGGAACGGAGCGAAUAGAAUGGCAUCAAACCAUGUGUUUGAUGUAUCUGAUACUAUUCCGCUCUAGCCAUUAUCACACGCCCGUCCUCCCCAAUUAAGGUACCACCAACCUCCUGUGGUCUCUCUCCAUACUCCCAUCCCAUCAGUUUUCACCUGUCUAAAUGAAGCAUUCAAAAUAUACUAAAAGAUAGCGUGCAAUUCCACUCCCUUUAAAAUAAAAAUAAAAGGGGGCAACAAUGAUAUAAAACACUGUAGAUGUUAUAUGGUAGCAUAACAUAAGUACUGUAUCAUUGUGUAGUGUAAUGUCUGCCUGGCUCCUCCCAUCACUAGCACACAUAUGAUCUGACCUGUGAGUGUCUGGAUUAUUAUUAUAUCAUUUCUCUUUUAAUUACUGACAUUUUAAAAGCUGCCCCCCUCCCCCAACCUCUGUACUGUUUUGUCAUGCCAUCACUAACAGUAAACAAAAAUGUAAUUUGUCGGUCAAGACAGUUGUCUGAUGAUCACUUCUUUGUCUAUUAGGUGGUGAAACUCAAGCAAAUAGAACACACGCUAAACGAGAAGAGAAUAUUGCAGGCUGUGUCUUUUCCCUUCCUCGUCAGACUUGACUAUGCCUUCAAGGUACAGUUCACACAAAAAAAGGCUUAUAGUGUUUUUCAAUCUGGCCAUUGAGAUCUGGCCUCUUUAUUAGGCUAUUCAGUUAUUAUCAUCUCAGUAUCUGUAUGGAUUUGUUUACAUCUGUUUGUGUCCCUCCACAGGACAACUCCAAUUUGUACAUGGUGAUGGAGUACGUUCCAGGAGGAGAGAUGUUCUCACAUCUAAGACGAAUCGGAAGGUUCAGGUGAGUGUCUGUCUGCUGAACUUUCUGUGCCUCAAUACAAAACAAGGUUGAUUCCAGAUUGUUUAUAGAUGAUUGUUGAUUGAAAAUGUAUAUUUUGGAUAAUUUUGUAACCUAUACUUUGUUUAUUUCAGUGCUUAUGUAGUUGGUAGUUAAUUAAAACUCUUCAUUUUCUGCCAUUAUAUCAUCAGUUAAAUGGGUUCUUCUGUCUUUUCUUCCAUCACAGUGAACCACACGCACGGUUUUAUGCAGCCCAGAUAGUACUGACGUUUGAGUACCUCCAUUCACUUGACCUUAUCUACAGAGAUCUGAAGCCUGAGAACCUUCUAAUCGAUCACCACGGCUACAUCCAGGUAUGUGGGACAGGUGCUUGAAGUGGAUCAUUUUUAUUUUACAGCACCACUGUUCAAAUUUUAGAGCCACUAUUUCAUAAGAGAUGCUGGUAUUCGAGCAGUAGAACAUUUGAGGUGCCAGUACUGUAUACCGGUGAGCACAGACCCAACUCGAGCACUGUGCGUGACACAUCACUCCCUGUGGACUGUACUGUAGUGUUGGGUUAUAUUUUCUCUGCUAUGUUGCUUUACUGACUGUACAUGUUCUUGAUGGUCAGGUGACCGACUUUGGAUUCGCAAAGAGGGUAAAAGGCAGAACCUGGACGUUGUGUGGAACUCCAGAGUACCUGGCACCCGAGAUCAUCCUCAGCAAGGUGGGAGUCCUCACACACACACAAAAACACACACACAGUACAUGAAAUUACUCCAUUUGAAGACAUGGAACAUAAUUUGUUGCCCUGGAUUAGAUAUGUGACUAUGAACUACAUUGUCAUUGUGCUUUGUGUAGGGUUACAACAAAGCAGUGGACUGGUGGGCCCUGGGGGUCCUUAUAUAUGAGAUGGCUGCUGGAUACCCUCCCUUCUUUGCUGACCAGCCCAUUCAGAUCUAUGAGAAGAUUGUGUCUGGAAAGGUAAGGACAAGUCCAUUUUACAACCUGGCCAACCCAUUUCACCUGCAGUUUAACACAUUUUGAACACCUGUCUUGUUCUCAUUAAGUAAGCUGAACUCAGUGGGAGUUAACUGUCCAAUGAAGGCUUGUCUGGCUUUUGGCUUAUGUUUGUUGUGAAAGCCUCUUCCGUCUUAAAUCAAUCACUUGCUUUAGAGGGCUAACGAGGAGCAAAUGUACAUUUGUCAAUACAUCACCAUUUAGACAAACCUUAACAUGUGUCCCCCUGUAGGUCCGCUUCCCAUCCCACUUCAGCUCUGACCUGAAGGACCUGCUGAGGAACCUGCUGCAAGUGGACCUGACCAAACGCUACGGCAACCUGAAGAACGGCGUCAACGACAUCAAGGGACACAAGUGGUUCGCCACAACGGACUGGAUCGCCAUCUACGAGAGGAAGGUACGUCAAGGCUAUGUUGGAAGAUGAGGACAAUCAAUGCAAAGUUAAAUUGCUCUUUAUAACACCUAACUUUUAUGAAACACACUAUUUUAUUGAUAUCCAGUAGCACUUUCUUGAGCAUUGUAGGAUUGGGCCAUUUUUACGAUUGCAUGUUCACCUUUUCUGCCCCAGAGUAGCGAACUCAGCAGGAUGAUGGACUUGUAAAUGUUGACAGAGGUUUGUAGUCUGUCCAUCCUUUGGCCUGAUAAACUUUUUGCAUAUUCUGCAAGUGGCUUCGGUCUGCUGGCUCACCUUUAUUAUUUGGCCUGAAACCGAACAACUGCCAAACAGGCGAAGAUGUGCUUUUUUCCCCCCCACCAAGUCAGCCAUCGUUUUUUUCUGAUUUAGCUUAAGGCAGGCUAUACUAUAGUUACUAAGGGAAAUCCCUUCACAGUCAAACUGUCGGAAAGUAGCCUUAUCAUUUUAAAUUUUAGUAAUUUAGCAGAUGCUCUUAUCCAGCGCGACUUACAGUUAGUGAGUACAUACCUUAUGGAGAAAGAAUGUCGCAAAUGCACUUACUCAGAUGAUCAAGAUGAAAUAACAAUAGCCUACACUUGAUGUGGCUUUAAUAUUCAUUUUUUUUAAUGUAGGCUAAUAUAACUGAUAUCCGAGUAUUUUUAUGGACAAGAGAAACAAGCCCUACCGAUUUGAUACUCAUUCUGCAGCCUAGACUAGAUUAAAAAAAUAACUAGGCCUAACACUUGUUUUGAACAAUGAUUUAAUUAGAUUGUUUGUGGCUUUUGUAACAAUUUAAAUGAAAAUAAUGACAUUAUGCACCAAAUCACAGUUCUGGUAUGUGUCCUUUAUAUUGCGUUCUUUCCGCCAAUUGACCCCUCUGAAGAAAAACAUUUGACGAUACUAUCGUAUAUCAACGAUGUUUGGACAGGACGAUGGGAUGAUGUCAUUACAGACAUUGCCCAACCCUAGAGCAUUGUGAUCUUGCAACAAUAGUCUUUAUGGAGUCAUAAUAAUGUUUUCUAUUUGACUCACUAGAAUAACUUCAUAAAGUAGUUUGCUGAAAGGAGGCCUUACCUAGGCAUCUCUAGAAGAACUGGCUUUGUUUCCUCUAAGGCAAACUCCCUCACUCUGCUCCUGGUUGUGCUGCUCUCUGUGUUUUCAGGUGGAAGCCCCGUUCAUACCAAAGUGUCGAGGCGCUGGAGACACGAGCAACUUCGACGACUACGAGGAGGAGGAGAUCCGCGUCUCCGUAACGGAAAAAUGCGCAAAGGAGUUUUCCGAGUUUUAG
This is a messenger RNA of Coregonus sp. 'balchen', 11406 nucleotides long. NCBI's taxonomy places the organism in Eukaryota, Metazoa, Chordata, Actinopteri, Salmoniformes, Salmonidae. The record is from the annotation of a GenBank genome assembly.